CUCUAGGGAUCGGGUUACGCUAGGAUGUGACGUCCCCAAGCAGGGGGCGUUGCCAAAUGAUUCCUAGAGACCGAGUCAGACUCCCCUAGCAACAAGGCAGCGAACACACAACCAAGCAGGAGGAUCGCAGAAACUGAAGGUGGACUCCAAGGCAGCAUGUCAGCAGAGUAAAUGCGCAGCAGGAAGUGAGUGGGCGGUUGUGCGACGUGGAGGAGAGAAUGCUACACUUCUCGCAUCUGAUAAAACAGGAACAGUUUAUAGAGUCAGGAGAUGUAGAUGAGCUCCUGCUGCUUCCUAAUUUGUCCUGAAUCUAGGGGAGGUGAGAGGGAUUAAAAACUGUGAAGAUGGCGACUGGAAUGAGCUGGCAGCAGCAACAGAAUUAUUACAGCGGAGGGGCUUCUGUUGGGGCUGCCAAGUUUAUGCCCUCCUCUCCUGGUGUGAUGGCACAUCAAGCCAGCCUGAGCAUGGAGUAUACUGCAGAACUACACCUCAAGAUGAGCAAAAAAAUAGCACAGCUGACCAAGGUCAUAUAUGCCUUAAACACAAAAAAUGAUGAACAUGAAUCAGGAAUCCAAGCCAUCAAGGAAGCUCAUGAAGAAGAGAUUCAGAAAAUCCUUGCAGAGACACAUGAAAAAAUCCUGCUGUUCAAGAAUAAAGUUUCAGAGGAAACAGAUCUCAAACAUAAGGUUAAGGCUUUGGAAGAGUCAUUGGAAGAACACAAAAAGAUGAAACAUCAAGCACUGACCGAGUUUGAAGUUUACAAACAUAGAGUGGAAGACAUGCAACUAUGCGCAGAAGCACAACAUGUGCAAAGAGUUGUUACUAUGUCCCGAGAGGUUGAAGAGAUGAGAAAAAAAUUUGAUGAGAGGAUACGUAAUUUUAUGCAGAUUCAAAUACAGUUUGAAAAGGACAAACGUUCUGCUCUCGAUGAACUGAGGACGAGUCGACUGGAAAUCCAAGAACUGUUAAAAGCGCAGCACAAUCAAAAUGCAACUUUAAACAAGGGGCAAGAAACAUUGGCGGAAAUGCACCUAUUACAAAUAGAGGACCUUAACAAGAAAAUGGAAGACAUGCGUCUGGAGAGGAAGAUAUUAGUAGAAGAAUAUGAAGCAAAAUUUACUAAAGCUCAAGCAUUCUAUGAGCAUGAAGUGGAAGCUUUGAAAAGAUCCCAAAUGUUUACAGCUGAGAGCCUCCACACUUGUAAACAGAAAGAAGCAGAGCUAAAGAGAGAUUUCCAAAGUCAGGAGGCUCUUUUACAAAAAAACUUAGGGAUUCUCAAAACUGAAUUUCAAGUUGUACAAGAAGAAGCUGGGAAUCUAAGAGAAAAGGGCCAAAAGCUUCAAGCAUCUUUAAAUACAGCUGAAACCAAUAUACAGGUUCUUCAGAAGCAGCUGGAAAAUGUGAAGCAGGGAGAGAUGUCUUUAUUAAGCAAACACAAUGACAUGGAGAGUGAGCUAGCAGCUGCACGGGAACGCAUACAGCAGCAAGCUACAGAACUUGUACUUAAAGCCAGUCACAUUGGGAUGCUGCAAACUACUCAAAUGACACAAGAAGCUACCAUACAAGAUCUGGAGUCAGAAAAAGCCAGAAUUAAGGAAAAAAUAACCAGACUAGAAGAAGAAAGAUCUUUGCUACAGAGCAAAAACCAAAACCUGGAUGAGCGACAAAGGCAACAGAUUCUUGCACUGGAGAAGAAGAUCAGUGAAGCAAAACAGACCCACAGACAGUGCUAUGAGAAGGAGCUGAUGAACCUGCGCAUCAAAUUUGAGGAAGAGACAGUUCAGCUUAAAGAGUUUCAUGCAAAGAUUGUAGAGGAGAUGUCACUGAAACAUCAAGCAGCACUUGAGGCAGCUCAAAACACUGCAAAUAACGAAAAGAAGAAGUUACAGAUUGAGCUCCAGCAACAAUUUGAAAAGGAAUUAUCAGAACUAGAGGAAAGUAACAACCAGUUGAGACAGCAGCUGGGAAACCUUAAGGAAGAACUCACAGAAAGGCUGACAACUGCUAAUCUUGAGAAUGUACAACUACAGGACCUUGUGACAAAAAGCAAGCAAGGGCUUGGUUCAGCUGAGUGUCAUAUAACCAGCUUAAAAGAUACUCAGGACAGACUUCAGAAAGAGUUGGAUGUCACUAGUGAGAGACUGAGAGAGACCAAUAACUCUUUAUUUGCCGUUCAGGGGCAGUUGGAGAAAGAAAAACAGCAGCAUGAAGCAAUACUUUCUGCAAUGAGGGAGGAAGAGAGACUAAAGAUGGACAAAGUUGCUCGUGACCUAGAAUUAAAAUGGACAGAGACUCUCAGACAAGAGUGCAGCAAACUUCGGGAAGAGCUAAAGUUACAACACGCAGAAGACAAGAAAUCUGCAAUUGCCCAGCUCCUUCAGAUCAAAGAACGGGAGAUGAACACAGCCAAGGAUGGAUGGCAGAAGAAAGUGGAAGAUCUUCUAGAUCAGCGGCACUGUCUGGGUGAAGCUUUACAUAAAUCCAUCAGCAAUAUAUCACUUCUUAAACAGAACUUAGAGAUGCAGAUAUGCCAGUCCCAGAGUGCUUUGCAGCACCUGCAGUCGCAAUUCAGCAGUGAGCGCCAGCGUCUCACUCGGGAGCUUCAUGAGCUUGAGGAAGAGCAUCAGCAGAGGCAGACGUCCCUUCAAGAAGCUCACAUCAUUGCAUUCCAGACUAUGGAAGAUGCAAAGGCUCAGAAACAAAAGGAUCUCGAAGAACGAUUGCAUCAAAAAUACUCAGAGGAGCUUCAGAGUGUAAAGGAUGCACACAAGCAGGUUAUGGAUGUUCUUCGACUUGAGAUGGAGCAAGAACUUCAGACUCUGCGUUUUGAAUUAGAAGAUGAGGGAAAAGCAAUGUUAGCAUCACUGCGCUCUGAACUUAACCACCAGCAUGCAGCCGCCAUUGACCUUCUAAGGAACAAUCACCAACUGGAGAUGGAUGCAGCUACAAUAAACCUAGAGAGGCACAAAGAGAUCAACAGGCGGCAGGAGUGUGAGCUUUUGGGGCAAAUAACAGAUCUUCAGGAUAAAAUGAGGCAUCAGGAACAACAUGCAUCUGAACUUAACAAGCAGCUGGUGGCAUUAAAAGAGAACAUGAACUCGCUAACCAAGGAGCUGGACUUUAAAGGAAAGGAGAUCCUUUGCGUACGCAGUGAAGCCAACCAGCAGAUUAGGGUACACGAACAAGAUUUAAACAAGAAACACAAGGAAGACCUGAAUGACCUAACAUCGGCCCACAUCAGGGAGAAACAAAUUUUAAUUGCAGAAAUGACAAAGAAUCAAGCACUUUUCAUGGAAAAAAAUUCUGCAUUGCAAAAGUCGUUAACAGAAAUGGAAGAAAAAUAUCAAAACAGAGAGUCUAGGCCAGAAGACCUUCAGAUAAUUUCUGAGCUAAAAGACAUGGUAACCGAGCGGGAUCAGCUCAUCAAGAAACUAAUUGAUGACAAGAAGUUUUACCAGCUAGAGCUAGUGAACCGGGAGACCAACUUCAACAAAGUAUUCAGUGCUAGUCCUAACGUUGGGGUGAUAAACCCUUUAGUAAAGCAAAAGAAGAAGAAUGAUAAAUCCACAAACAGGUUUGUGAGUGUCCCUAACCUAAGUGCUCUGGAAUCUGGUGGAAUGGGAAAUGGACAUCCAACCCGCCUGGAGCCCAUUCCUAACUCCCCCAUCCACGAUAUUGAGUUCAACGGCAGCAAGCCACUUCCACAGCCCGUGCCACCCAAAGAGGUGAAGACCUUAAUGAGCCCUCCCCAGACUGAGACCUCACCAGUGGCAUCUCCAGACCCUCAGCGUCAGGAAUGGUUUGCCAGAUACUUCACUUUCUAAGAGACACUAUUUGACCGUAUUUCUAUUUAUUUCUAUUGUUGCACAGCUUAGACGUGGACUGUGUGUAAAAGCAUGACUUUGACAAAUCCCGAUGUGACCAAACUUUGCCGUGGAACACUGUUUGUCAAACACUGUGAGCAAGUUUUUGUCUUCAAUAUCAAAUGCACUGUAAUAUUUUAGUCCAUUUCAAUAACAUUCUCAUUCCAUAAGGUGAUCACAGCCAUUGUUAUACAUUAGAAUGGAUGGCAAAACAAUGUGAAGUCAGCAAAAUUGCUGCAUUACCCAGCUGUCCCCUUCUUUUGAUAGUUUCAUUGCCAUAAUGCACCAUGUUACUGUGCCAGUGAUCGAAUGAAUCCCAUCACAAUGAGACGAGGUUAUCCUAAUGCCUUAUAAACACGGGCAUCCAUGCAAGGCCAUAACUGAGGGUCAUUGUGCUCUCAGUUUCAUUUUAUUUCACAAUUGGACUGCGGUUAUAAAAUGUGCCUGGAGUCAGACUAUAAGCUUCUGAUCGGUAUGUAUAUACUAUAUAUGCCAAUUGUAAUCCUCUUGUACCAACGUCAUAGCCUAAAUCCUAGUGUGUUAUUUCCUAUGGAAGUCACUUUUAUAUAAAAUUAUUUUUCUUACACGAAAA
This is a messenger RNA of Xenopus laevis (African clawed frog), 4455 nucleotides long. It is a transcript of the gene fam184a.L, whose product is annotated as family with sequence similarity 184 member A L homeolog. NCBI's taxonomy places the organism in Eukaryota, Metazoa, Chordata, Amphibia, Anura, Pipidae. The record is from RefSeq and is a predicted model, not a curated record. The coding region runs from base 345 to 3824 and encodes 1159 amino acids. The transcript has 22 exons.